Messenger RNA from Pelobates cultripes (western spadefoot toad), 22770 nucleotides. NCBI's taxonomy places the organism in Eukaryota, Metazoa, Chordata, Amphibia, Anura, Pelobatidae. The record is from the annotation of a GenBank genome assembly.
GCUGGAGCGAGGGGGAGAGGAGGAGGAGGAGGGAGGAGGUGGUGGCAGUCUCAUUUUUAUUCUCUGUCUGCCGAACCGUGAGCGGGCACGGUAGCCGUCCAAGGGGGGAGCCAGGUCCGUGCACACGCCCGCGCGCCCCCCGGUGCCGCCAGGGAGCCGUGAAGCUGGACGUAAAGAUGAAUGUUGGUGUGUAGUACUCACUAACCGUGUGUGUGUUUAUACUGUGCUUACCGAGCGCUCCAUUUCCCAGUCCAUAGAGGUUUAUAUUGUGCAUACCUACCUACCUCUCCAUUUCCCAGUCUAUAGAGGUUUAUAUUGUGCAUACCUACCUACCUCUCCAUUUCCCAGUCCAUAGAGAUUUAUAUUGUGCAUACCUACCUACCUCUCCAUUUCCCACUCCAUAGAGGUUUAUAUUGUGCAUACCUACCUACCUCUCCAUUUCCCAGUCUAUAGAGGUUUAUAUUGUGCAUACCUACCUCCUCUGGUACUCCAUAGAGGUUUAUAUUGUGCAUAGCUAUCUCCCUUGGCACUCCACAGAGGUUUAUAUUGUGCAUACCUACCUCCUCUGGUACUCCAUAGAGGUUUAUAUUGUGCAUAGCUAUCUCCCCUGGCACUCUACAGAGGUUUAUAUUGUGUAUAGCUAUCUCCCCUGGCAGUCCAUAAAGCAACCAGAGGGGAGACAGCUAUAGCUAGUUAAUUAGAGUAUUCCAUUAAUAUCUGAAGCCAGACCCAUUGUGUAUGGGGAGCUGGAGCUCUGGCUAUGUGCUGUGCAUGUUAAUGAGGAGCUCUGGGUGUCACCAGACAGGCAGGCAGGGAGCCUUUGUCAUUUACUGUCAUACUGUGAACCUGCAAGUGACAGUGCAGUAAGUAGCUAGUUACCUUUUAAUCACAAUACGUCUGCCGUUUACUUAUUUGGUAUUAAAUUCAUAUGUAAUCUAAAUGAUUUUAUCUCUUUUCUUCCAAUUGUAUACAUAGGUUUAUUUAUUUAUAUUUAGACGUUCCAUAGGGUAAUGCCUAAAUUCUCAUAUGUAUAAUUAAGCAUGUUUCUGAUUUGGAUGAGAGAAUGCAUCACCUUUGAAUUUGGUUUUAUUUGUUGAAUUUUUAUAUCUUUUUGUUUUUGGUGGGUUCUUCUCCCCCUGGCCCUCCCCAACCCCCCCCCUCCUUUUUUAAUUUUUUUUAUUAGAAAUUGUCUUAUGCAAAGGGAUCUUAUUAUUGGUUAAGAGCAAAUAAGUCACUGGGGAAAUGUAUUGUCUAUCGUAUUAAUAGAUCAACUUAUAGGAAUACUGAUGUUUUGUGUGAGAAUUUAAAUACUCUCAUCAAUUGGCACAAAGCCCAAUGUUCUGUUUUUUUUUAGUGACUUAAAGAAACUGAGAUGCUUUUUUCCCCUUCGUUCAGCACCAAAAAUAAAUGGUUGAUUUUUACACGUUUAUUCCAUUUGUUGUGUUUUACAUUAUUUUGGAAAUAAAUAUGACAUUCUAAAUAGCCAUCAAUAUUUCUUUAAUGUUUCAUACCUAAUUUUGCCAUCCUUGCUCAGGAGGGAGUUGAAAAUUUGUGCUGAUUUGUACAUCAUUACUGCUCAUCAUUAAAUAACACUGGCUACACCCUAUCAGCAAUUUGUUGCGAAUUGCAAAUAUCUAAUGUCAGCUGAGUGAAAUAGUUGAUUGAAAAAAUAAAUAUUUGUGUUCAUGUCAUAUGCUCAUCACUAAAUUUUUCAUUCUUUUUUUACUAAAGUAUUUCACUCUUUAACAAUGUUUACUGGUGUGAAAAUAUAUAUAUAUAUAUAUAUAUAUGUAUAUAUAUAUAUAUAUAUAUGUAUGUAUGUAUGUAUAUAUAUAUAUAUAUAUAUAUAUAUAUAUAUAUAUAUAUAUAGAGAGAGAGAGAUAUAUCUCAAUUGCAUUUGUGCAAUGUUGAUAAUUAUUUACUACAGGUUGUUUAAUUGUACAAUCAAAAAAUAGUUAAUUAUCAAUAAAAAUUCAGGACAAUCUUCCAAAGGUAAUAUUUAAUAACACGUUUGUACCAUAAAAUUCAUAAAAGCCGGUUGGCCUUUCUUGUCUGCCAAUUUCCGAUCUACCCGUGCAAGAUUUAUUCUUUAUACUUGCCCUGCAGAGUUGUCUUUUCCAGUUGUUGAGCUGUCAAUGUAUUCAUUUCUUCCACCUCUGCUGGAAUAUUAUGCAAUGUACCUACAACUUAUUUCUGUAAAAAAUAAAUUGUUACCUGGUUAUGCACAUACAUAUACCACCUUCUGUGUUUUUUUUUUUUUGUUUUGUUUUUUAUGAUCUGUUGAUUGUUUUUUAAUUAUAAUUCUUACCAUUUUUACAUGUUUUUGUACAGGAAACCGUGCAACUGGAACAAUGGUUGAUGCGGUGCAUUAUAUCCACUUGCAGAACUUCAGCAAAUCUCUGCUUGAGACCCUUAAUGCACAACGCUUGGGUGGUCAUUUCUGUGAUGUCACUGUGCACAUCCAUGAUGCAACUUUGCGGGCUCAUCGAUGUGUUUUGGCUGCAGGCAGUCCUUUCUUUCAUGACAAACUGCUCCUGGGCUACUCAGAGAUUGAAGUUCCACCAGUGGUACCCACCCAAGUUGUACAACAAUUAGUGGAGUUUAUGUACAGUGGGUCUCUGGUCGUUGCACAAUCUGAGGCUUUACAGAUUUUGACAGCAGCCAGUAUACUGCAGAUCAAGACAGUCAUUGAUGAGUGCACCCAAAUCAUUUCCCAGAGCAGGUCCAAACAAGGCCCUAUUGCUAGUGCCAUGUCCUCCUGUGGCUCACAAGGUAGAUCAUCCAUUAACAAACUCCAAGAACAAUCUACAAAGAAUACAGACUGCCAGGCAACAAUAGGACUCCGCGACUCUGGUGGUAUCACAUCAGGCCUGAGAAAUGAAAUGGCGAUCAUCUCUCAAAUGGGGAAUGUCAGUGAAACGCCCAAAUUAAUGUGUGCUUCAGAAAUUAGAUACAAAUUAAGAGACAUGCUGUCUUCGCAACAGAGGCAGCUACCUGAAGUGCGGGAGAUCACGGUCCCAGAUGUUGAGACUGUAUCAGAAGGUGAAAACUUACCAACAGCAUACUUGACUCAAACAGAGGCACCACAAAGCUGUCACAGCCGAAAACAACGUCAGCCAGUACGCCUCCAGGUCUCUGAUUCUGUGCCUGUGAUAAUCAAAGAUGAGGAGGACGAUGAAGAAGAAGAAGAUUGCAGUGGAAGAGAAGCAGGAGAAGAGGAAGAAAAAAGUAUGGCUUUCAAUGAAUGCAGUGGUGGAUUUCCCAGCUGCAGUGAAAAUGAGAAAGAAAGAAGUCCAGAUAGUAACAAAACUGCCACUGAAGGAAAUGACAGAAAAGACUCUUCUGGGCAAAUAGUAGAAUUUAAUGCAGAGGGACCAGACUUCUUUACUAAUCAGGAUGUAUUCUCUGAAACUUUUAUACCUCCUUGGCAGAACGAAGAGAAUAUUUCUGAUGGUGCCCGUGAAAGCUCAAUAGAAAACACUGGUGAAAAAUUCCGUUCGGACUGUAGUUUAGAUGGCUCAAGCCUAAGAAAUUUGGCUGCGGUGGCAAGCUCAGACUUCAAGUCGAGCCCUCCCUUUAAUUCUCGUGUUGGGGAAUCCAGGGGACUUCCUUUUGUGGCAUCGCUAAUUCCCAGAGAUAUCAAGAACUCUUCUGUAUCAGCAGCUGUUGCCACAAGCACUUCAAGUAUCUUCCAGUUUCACCUGACACAUCCUAAUCAUGUCCAGAGUGGUGUCACACAAGGUUUUUUUAGUGUUCAACAAGAAGGUGCUACCAAUGUUGUCCAGUUAAACUCAAAUAUGCUCCCUGGAACUGUACAAAAUGAAUCCUCACAGCGUCCUGGGCCAUCACGUAACCCAGAACCAUCUUAUGUAUGCAGCCAUUGCCAGAAAACAUUCAGUUCUAGAAAGAACUACACUAAGCACAUGUUUAUACAUUCAGGUAAGCGCUAUACAUUCUCAAGUUUUUUUCAAUUGUGCUAAACCUGUGUUACAAUUUUCACUUUUUUAUUUUUUGCUCCUGUAAUUUCUAAACAAAAUGAACACAAUUCACCUGUGAGCUUGUUUUAUGCACGUUAAACGUGCCUCUGCAAAAUCACCAGUCUUUCCAUAGGUUAUAUCCUGCAAGUUAAUGGUUACUUACCUCUAAGCAAGUGGAAGAGGUUCUCAUCACAGCUCUACUGCGCCUUCUGGAGAUUAUCAUUAUUGAUCUCCCAGCCAGUUUAUUGCUUCUCAUAGAGAAACACUGAGAAGCAGUGUGUGUGCAACAGUCACACUGCACAUCCUCCUCACAUGUUGGGUGUGAGGAAGAGCACCCACUUGGCUGUCUGACUGGUUUUAUAAAAAUGCCAAUUUCUUUACAACCUGCACUUUUCUAAAGUGAGACAGCAAGGACACUUAAUGCCUGUCACUUAAGCAAGCUGGAGUCAUUUAGAGUUUUUUAUUUCUUGAAAACUAGAUUCCUUUAAUCACUACGUUUGCACAUGUUUUUUUUUCACCAGUUUUAAGCACUCUUGUUAUUGCUUUUUUGAUAAAGCAGGUUUUAACUUCAAAUAGAUAUGGGUGACGCUUCACAAUAUCACUGAGUUGUACUCCAGUCAUGCACCGGGUGGUGCAUGUGGCUCCAUGAACAUGGAUGUGAAUAUCUGCUAGGAAUAUUGCUUGCACACCUCCUGUUUUAUGUGAAUGGCCACCUGGCCGUAGAAAACAUGUCCAAACUGUAUGAUUUUCUUUUAACAAACUUGCAUAUAUCAUUUUGGGUUUUGAAUAGCAAACUAUAUAUUCUCUAGUGUACAAACUGGUUGACACUUGUUGUGUAGGAAGUUCCAUACAAUUGGCAAUCUAAUUUGUUUUAAGAGCCAGGGAAGUAGUUCAUGUGUGGAUGGUUGUUUUAGGUACCAUGUCAAAAAAUAAAUUGAUUUCAUGGUGAAAUAUUUAGGAGCCACAAAUCUUUAUUUUUAUUUUUUAUUUUCCGUACACUUAUUUUAUAAAAGCAUUUUAAUGACUUGUUUGUUUAUUGCAAUGUUUCUGCAGGCAUUUUAGAAAGUCUGAUGUCUGUACUCACACAGCUAAAUGUACACAAUACUGCUGUACACAUAAUUACAGUAUGGAACCAAUGCCUGGCUGGCUAUCUUUGUCUGUGUGUGGUAUAAGGUUUCAUUUAAUUUUAGAACUUCUUAUUUGGAAAAUUGUUUAGAUUCCCAGUUAUAACACUGAAAUAGAAAGAACAGCAUGACUGCCAUAUAUAGACUGUUUGUGUGAGUUAUUAUUACUGCUCUUAAAUUGGUUUCCGAGGAGUUUAUUUCAGGGACGGUGUGUAAGAUGUUCUGUCGUAGUGUUAGUACCAGUGUAGUCAGGUUUCACCUGAGUGGGAAUUUUUACAGUGUGUUGUGGAAAUUUUAUGUAGUGCAAUCGUUUCCCGAAGUCAACAUUUCAAAAACUUACACUUAGGUUUUUGAGUCUUUUUUUUUUUUCUCUUUUGUAAUUGUAAAGUGUUAAUUCUGCACUGUUAGUGAUAGUGAACAUAUUACCUUUUUAGAAGCAGUAAAGGUACCAAGAUUAAAAAGAAACUUGAUAACUGUUUUAUUCAGAUUUACCACUACUGAAGAAACGAGCAUAUAUUAAUUUAUAUUUUUGUUACUUAAACUCACUGGACAACAUGGGAUGAAACCUCUAAUCUCUUGGAUACUGAUUAUGCUCUACUAGCAAGUUCUCAAUCUCCCAAUGAUUAAUUGUUGUUUGCUGGCUGAUGGUAUAACUCUUUUCAGUGACUGUUACCCUUAUAUGGGCACAGUACAAUGUUAAUUUUGAAGCACAUCUUAGGAGACCUGUCUUUCCUAUUUAUUUAUUUUGCUUUGUUUAUUAUUUCUGGCUGGAAACAUUCGGCAUAAAAUAUUCAUUUUGCAAACAAAUGCAUUAACUUUCUCAAAUGAAUAGUUAUAAGAAAGCAGUAGUCUUGUUGAAGGGCUACUAAACUGGUUCAUGGAUUACAGAAUAAAACUUUCGAGGAAAGGUUAAAGGAUCUUAACGUGUAUAGCUUGGAGGAAAGACAAGACGGUGGAUAUGAUAGAAACAUUAAAAUACAUAAAGGAGGAGACUGUAUUUUAAAAGAAGAAAUAAUACCACAACAAGUGAACAUAGUCAUAAAUCAGAGGGGCAAAGGUUUAAAAAUAAUUUCAGGAAGUAUUACUUUACUGAGAGGGUAAUGGAUGCAUGGAAAUAGCCUUCCAGCUGAUGUGGUAGAGGUUAACACAGUAAUGGAGUCUAAGCAUGCAUGGGAUAGGCAUAAGGCUAUCCUAGACUCAAGAUAAGGCCAAGGACUAAUGAAAGUAUUUAGAAAAUUGGGCAGACUAGAUGGGCCAAACGGUUCUUAUCUGCCAUCACAUUCUAUGUGUCUAUGUUUAAAAACGAAGAAGCAAAAAAUAAUUUACAGGAAAAUUGUUUUCCCCCUUGUUUUGGUUAUGGUGCCAGCAUGCCCCUGACACUUGCCGAAGGUUCUGUGUCAAAGUGUUUGAGUGGUUUGACACUCGAGCACUCUUGGCCCUGGACCCUCUCUUGGCAUAUUGCCAUUGUUACACAUCCGCUCUAACAGUAUCAAUUUUGUCCAGAUUUAAAUGACAUUGAUUGGCUUAGUGAAUUAUGUAUGGAUCGAAGUGAAAGUGUAACUGCCGUACUUGCAAGAUGCCGAGCAAGGGACUAAACAAUAGACACCCAGGCAGACCACUCAAACAUUGUUUGAUGCAGUAUCUUGGGAUGAAGUUAGAGGUUAACUGGCAUCAUUAGCACUAUAACCAGCUGUAUUUAAGAAUGCCUCUUUAAAGGAAAGUCUAAGCACUACAAUAUCUUCCUUCAAAGUUAAAAGCCAGUUGUGAGAAACGGCUGGUUAUAUUUUUGCAAUGCCAAAAUACCUGGUGGCUGUUAUUCAGAAAUUUCACUGCUUUUCAAAGAGAAACAUUAGGUUGGCAAAUAACUUGUAUGAGAAGUAUUUGAUUGGACAAGUCAUUAGCAUGAGCAGGCAGAUUCUGCUGCAUGGAGGAGUCUGUCUUUACUCUGGAUUAGAGUUAAGUUUAGUUAUGAUUUAAAAUGAUGAUAAAGGGCAUACUUAGAAAAACAAAACAUGAAAUGAAAUGAGGGUGUGGGACCAGCUUAACUGACAGAUCAAGACAGGAGGGAGAGGAAGAUCACCGAGGAGGGGGACAAGAGACGGGACACAAAACGCAAAAGCGAAUCGGUAAUCAUAGGUGGCUUGAGGCAGGCCCAACCACACACACCUGGGGUUAGAGGGUACACCCUUAAGGGACGCAAUGGGAAUGUAAAUAGCAACACGUGUAUGCAGUCCCUAUGUUGUGAUUAAAAUGUUCCUGCAACACCCUUUUUUCCUUCUGUACCCUGGCGAGCAGGUGCCACAAUUUGAAUUGAAACAACAUGGAAUACAAAUAAAACAAAAAAUGUUGGUGGGAGGAAAAAAGUGCAAGCAUAGAGAAUAAAGGAAUCUAGUUUUCAAGAAUAACAAACCUUUAAAGGAUUAUAGCUUCCUUAAAUGAUUUAGGAGUUAACAGUAUCCUUGCUUUUUCACUUUAGAAAAAAAGUGUAGGUUUCAAGUAAAUACAACCACAAGAUUUUUAACAACCAUAAAGCUAAAAUGUUGAAGCCAUUUGUGAAAAAACUAAGUACACCUAAUAAUUCAAUAGCGUGUAGAACCAUCUUUAGCAGCAAUAACUUGAAAUAAUCGUUUUCUGUAUGACUGUCAGUUUCUCAUAUAGUUGUGGAGUAAUUUUGGCCAACUCUUCUUUACCACGUUGCAUCAGUUUAAUGAGGUUUGCUGGCAUUUGUCUAUGCACAGCUAUAUUAAAUGGAUACUAUAGUGUUAGGAAUACAAAACUAAUGUGCAUGCGUGGCAAAACAUUGCGAACGCAUUAGACCAUCCCCAUAAUAAAGCAUUGCUGUAAUGACGAACACUAGAAGUCCUCAUGCAAAGCGUGAUGUCCAGCGUCAGGCGAACAAAAGUCUAACGACCAAGAAGUGCCUCUAUGGCUGUCUGACAGCCACUAGAGGCAGUCUUAACGCUGCAAUGUAAUUAUUGCAGUUUUGUCAGAAACUUUAAUAAUGACGAUUGUGGGGUUAAGAGGACAGGGUCGCUGCACCCAGAUCACUUCAAUAAGCUAAAGUGGUGUGGGUGCCUAUAGUGUUCCUUUAAGAUUUAUAGGUACCCUUUAAUAUUUCAGUCAGGUUGAAGUCUUGAUUUUUUUACUGAGCCAUUACAACACUUUUUUAAUUAUUUUCUAUUUCAGCCAUUCUGCUGUAGAAUUGACUCUAGAAUACUUUGGUAUACAGACGAGUUCAUGGUCACCCCACCACCACCACCAUGCUUGACAGUGUGUAUGAGGCGUUUGUUCUGAUAUUUUGUGUUUUUUGGCACUAUGUAUUAUGACCUCUACUUUGGUCUUGUCUGUCCAGAGGAUGUUCCAGAAGUCUUGUGGUUUGUUGAGAUGCAACUUUGCAAACCCAAGACAUGCUGCCAUGUUCUUUUUAAACUAGAGAGAAGAGGCAUUCUCCUGGCAACUCUUCCAAACAAACCACCCUUGUUCCGUCUUUUUUUUUUUUUUUAAAUUGUACACAUAUUGUGAUCUUUAACAAACAUGCUAACUGUGACAUGUAGAGUCAGAGAAAUGGAACUCUUUUGUUUUUUGCAAUGUUUCUGAGCAUUGCACAGUCUGACCUUGGGGUGAAUUUCCCUGGAUGUCCACUCCUGGGAAGACUGGCAACUGUCUUGAAUGUUUUCCACUUUUGAAUAAUGUUUCUCACUCUAGAAUGAUAGACUUUAAAUUGUUUGCAAAUGGCCUUAUAUAUAACCCUUUCGAGUUUGAUGAGCAGCAAUUAUUGCUUCUCUAAGAUCAUUGUUGAUUUACUACCUCAUUGGCAUUGUGUGAACACACACCUGAAUGCUCAAGACCAGUAAACUGCUAAAACAGCUUUUAUAGAGGUGGUCACACUUGCUGAUGAUCAAUUCAUUAAGGGCAUUUGAUUAACGGCAUCUAUCUUCUACUUAGCAUCUUAAUUCCUAUAGAAGCAGUAGGGAUGUACUUGGUUUUUCACACAUGGUAUCUCCAGUUUGACUUUAUUUUUGUUAAAUCAUGAAACUGUGUAAUAGGUCAUGUGCAGUUGUUCAUCUGAGGUUGUAUUUACCUAAUUUUAAGACCUGCUAUGGAACAGAUGAUUGUUUUUAUGACCUGAAAUGUAAAACCAUGGAAUUCAAAGAGGCUAUACUUUUUUUUUCUUUUUCUUUUUCAUUACUGUAUAUAUAUCAGAGGCGUAACUACAAACCAUGGGGCCCUGGUGCGACAAUUGCAUUGCCCCCCCCCCCUCCCCCCAUAGGUCCGCCCCCUCCCCACACGCGCAUGCAGGCGCACACACACAUACAGAGAAACAUACAUACACAAACACAUAGAGAAACAUACAUACACACAUACACUAACACACACACAUGCAAAAUGUUUGUCACCCACCUGUUUCCUACUUUUUAGGUGCAGGAGGGUGACUUUCCUUGGGGUCCAGUGGUGGCUCAGGUUGUUGGAAGUCAGACUCCCACUCUUUCCUCCUGUGCGGCUCUCUGAUAGCUGAGGGUCCGAUCGCGCUGUUAAAGCGCCGCAGCGCUGACCGGAACCCCCUGGAUAUUCAUUGCCAUUGGGUGGCCCUAACAGCAUGGGCCACCUGAUGAACCCCUUCAAUGCUGCCCCGGUGGUUACACCGCGCGGGCCGGGGCCACAAAACAUGGUGGCGAGCACUCGGCUGCAGGGGUCCGCAGGGCGGCCGGGCCCCCUGGAGUGAGUGCCCCGGUCGCACCUGCGACCGCGGUAGUUCCGCCAGUGUAUAAUAUAAAACAGAGUUUAAAAUGUGAAGUCCUAUGCUACUAGCCAGAUCUCAAAAAAAGUUGCUCACUACUGCAGUGUGUGUGUAUCAAUUUAAAAUUUUAAAAUAAUAAAAUUGCACAACCUUUGUUUAUAUGUGCACAUUGCAGUUUUGCGACUGCUAGUGGCUGUUCAUCUUUCUGUGAAAUGUUUGUUGCAUCAAUAAGAUAAGUAUAUAUACUUUCUUAUCAGAGUAAGCAAGAUAAACGUUCAGUAUUCAGAAGACAAAGAACACAACUGUAAAAAAUGCAGACUUUUGUUUAAAGUGAAAACAGUUCUCUGUUCCCUUCAUGGUUGUGUUUAAUUAUAAACAGAGUAAUCCAAUUAUAAGGGUGCAGCUUUCAGAUUUACAUUGUUGUGUUUAAAUGUAAGUGGACAAAAAAAUUCUAUAUUUGUAUUAGGUCAGUUUUUUUUUUUUUUUUUAUAUAAAUCCCAAGGUAUUUUUCUUAAUUAACUCCCCAUGUGAUUUUGGGUAAACCAGGUAUAUUUGUCAGGCCCCAGUCAGCAAUUUAUAAUACAGGGCUUGACAAAUACCAGGUUGUCAUGGCGAGUAGGAAUUUUGUCCUGGUGCCUGGGAUGUCUCGACCCGACUCAGCGAUGGAGAAGGCAAGUGUAGAGGGAGAACAGAGGCGUGCCUGUGGCGGAAUGUGUGGAAUGGAGCCGGGUGGCGAGGCCCGGCAUACUAAACAGUUUAUGAUAGGGAGAUGAUAGCAGCCCCACUGGACCCCAUGGUGUGCGAGUGAGUAUAUGUGUCUGUUUAGGUGACCGGUCCCUCUCUGAUUGCAUGGGAAAGGUGAUUUUACUCACAUUUCUUCCCACGCCGUGGCUGGACCCGCCUCCUUGGCUGAGAUGAUCAAUCUUGAUCAUUUUGAUAAAGCAUUGGGAGGCUCUUGCGCACUAAUCUGCAUCUCGUGGAGAGGCUGAACAUAGUGACUUCACUACAUGUGUUACCGGCAGCUAUGUAAACAGUCUUUUCUUUUUGAAAACCGGCUAUAGAUACCAGAACCACUACAUUAAACUGCAGCUAUAGUACUGACUAUAGUGUUGCUGAAAAUUAAGCUUUGUUAGUAAAAAAAUAAAAAUACUGGCUCCUAGAUUCCAAGCAAAUUUGUCAAGCUCUGUCUUAAUGAAUAAUUUAUUGUAAUGGCAUUGUCUUAUGAAGAUAAAAUAUUAAGUGUCCAUAAAGCCAUCUUAAAAUCGACUGCACUCGCUUAAUCCAGGAACUCCCCAAAUCCACAAAGUGUUAUAAAAUAAAAAGUGGCAUACAAGAAUCGCGCAUCCUAGCUUAAAAAAUGCAUGUGUAUAAAUGUCAAAUUUAAUUAUCUCCUAAAUGAAUCUACUUAUUGUAGCAUUGUUGCCAUGGAGUGUUUUUAAAUUGGAAAAUAUGGAGUUAUUUACUAAAAACGGAUUCUUUCUAAAAAUAACCGAAUUACAACAACAUUGGCAGUUCUCGUGUUUAGUAAAUAUGGUUGAAAUUUUGUCAGCACGAAGGAACCUGCAGCAAUCUCCCGGAUACAAUCUGUAUCCAAAUUAAAAUGUUCUUUCACAUCUGAAUCCUAAAAAAAGUAUAGGAUUCAGAAGAAUGACAAAGCACAGGUUUAACUAAAAUUUAGAUCCAAUGCAUCCAGAGGAUGUAAAUUACUAUUUACUGGCCUAGGGGGAGGAUAUUGUCCUCCCCCUUGAUCCUCACCCAUUGACUUAAUCUGGGGGCCCUAAUAAUAUUCAGAGUGUAAGAGCUAAUGUCCUACCCCGGCCCCCAUUCAUUGGCGGCAGCUGUGGGCUGUAAUAAUAAUAUUCAUGGGGGUGUACAUGCCAUUGUCAACUCCUCCUUCCUAGAUCAAUUUCUUUUACUUUUAACACUAACCUAUUGUAUGAAACCGUAUCCAAUGUCUUGGCAAAAUCCAUGUAGAUAUCAACUGCAACACCCUGAUCUAUACUUUUAUGAACUUCCACGUAGAAUGCAAUAAGGUUAGUUUGAUACGACCUAUGUUUUAUAAACCAUGCUAAUUAUUGCUAAUAACAAUGUUCUUCCCAAUGAAUUCACUAAAAAUCAUUCAAAUACUUUUCCAGCCGCAGCAGUUAAAUUCACAGGUCUAUAAUCUGCAGACAGAGAUUUUGAAUGCUUUUUGAAUAUAGGAACCACUUCUGCCUUCCUCUAAUCAGGAGGGUGGGGUAAACUAGUGAAUAAUGUCCAAUAGGCCAUUAUAUUUUAAAUUAAUUAACAAAUUUAGAUAGGGCAGGAAUAACCUUUUCAUAUUUUACAGCUCAGAUUCGGUCUCUUUACUUGAACAAUGUAAAGAUUACUGUUUUCUAAAAAGUACCUCUUCUGACAACUGCUAGAGGCACUUACCCAUUAAGAUCUUGAAUUUCAGAGAUCUUCAAUUUGUCACGAUUAUGCAUAGCAUAAAAUUAAAAACAAUAAAAGGGGACUGCGCACACACCCAGCUAAAGGUGCAAGUGAGGGACAGGCUGUGAACAUUUAUUUAAUCACCUUUUUAUUUAUUUUCUAAUUUUAUGUAUGUGAUAAGUGUAAAAGUGACAAUACAGUUGGGUGAUUUUCAAAGCGCACUGAGUUAUAUUAUUUUAGCAUCAAUUAACCCUUAAAAUCUUUUAAUUGUUUAAUUAUACACUGCAUGAUCACUCAGAAUAAGACUAAUAGUGGUAGUACAAGAUUUUGAGCUUGCUGAGAAAGUUAAAAAUCUGUUAUUAUAGUGUCAUUUAUAUACUUAAUUUUAUCAUGAAUAAUGACUUGAGAAUGUGGUUCUCCAUAAAGCCUAAGCAGUCCCCAGUAUGAACUGUCCUUGAAAAGCUUCAUGUUGGAGAGAGAGAGGAACCUGCUUGUGAAUCUCUAUCUCCUUUCUAUAAUUGUUUAAUUUGUUGUGUGGGCAGUUUACUGAAGCCUUUCUUUCACAGUACUGUCAAAGGCUGGUGGCUGAUGGUAGAUAUCUAAAUACUCUGUAAAUUUUGGUGCUCUGUUCUGCCAAUUAACCCAGUCAGUGCUGUAGAGUCAUGCAGCUGCUCUGUUCAUUUUAUGAGUCACCAUCUGGCAGCAGAGUUGCGGGGAAAAGCAGCAAUUGAAAGGAGAAAAAGUAAAAGGUCUAAGCUAAAAAAACAAAAAACAUGCUACUGUCAAUCUACUCUGGAACAGAAUAUACAUAGUUAAAGGGUUACUCCAGGCAUCAUGAACACUUCAUUGGUUUGAAGUCGCAAUGGUGCCUGGAGUCUGUAUAUACAGAGUUUAGAAACAGAACAUAAAGUACAGGUUGUGCCAAUAUAUCAAAUAUAAAAUACUACUAGCUCCUAAAUGUACAAAUGAGAAAGGUGCUAUAAAGAAGAAGCCACAUAUAAAACAUUAAUAAAAAGGACAAUGGAAUGCCGAGGGUAUGAAACAGUCCUAAAAAAACAGUACUUUUUGUAUGAAGUCCUUGAAACCGUUCCAAUCAAUAUCAGCGUAUAUAAGAAAACAGAAGACAGAAGGAACCAAUAGUGCAAUAUGGCAAAUAAAGUGGGCUACAGACAACACUGAGAUAUAUAAAAAUGCCAACUCACAUCUCAUAGAGCUAUGAUCAACUCCAGGUAAAACAGCAUGUAGUGGUAUAAAAUCCCCACUUGUAGGAUAUCCCUCUGAUGGUAGUUUCACAGCUGGGUAGUGGUGGUAUGGGUCAUAUGAAAAUAAAAUAAAAAGCCAAUAGUGCUCUACAUACAGGUAAGUAUAAAUAGAAAAAAAAGGAAACAUGCUUACAAUAAAAAGAGCAGACUAACUGCUUUAUGUGCCACGCAAGGGGGAAUAAUUUCCACCGAGGAUUCUUUGGAUGUUGGUAAUGCUGGUGCUUCAGACGAUAAAAUCAGUGCCAGGUAAAAAGUAACAAAGGCAAAAUAAUAAGUAUUUAGGCUAACUAAAAACAGUAAAGUAGCCAAAUAAUACUUUUAUUAAACAGUAAGUAGUAAAACCACAACUUUAUCAAGUGGAAUUUCUCAUGUGAGGAGGUUUAAAUCUCUGCUAAGACCAGGGAGACAGAAAUGUCCCGAUAACUGGGGCCAUACAGAUGAGCUAUUUGCAUUUUUCAAAAUGAACGCUUCCUUCAGCCCUAUAAAUCUAUUGAACACACCUUAGCUGAACAGUUUGCACAGCGGUUAUUCUCUAGCUGUCAACUGCUGAAGGGAGACCCACAGGGUCUCUGUGUGCCCUCCUGCCGAUUGUAACAGGUACCCCGCUCAUAGUGUGAUUGGUAGGGAAAGCAUGCUGGAGAUUCACCAUUACAGGGGGGGUCAUGCUGAAAACCCAGUAGAUGGUAAUCGCAGACUGCUCUCGGCUAUUUUAGCUAGGAAAUCUAUUUCCUGAUACAAGUGCUGAUAUCAAAAGGAAUUACUUCGGGUAGGGUAACGUUAGGGUUAAAGGACCACGCCACACCCCAAAAGCACUUAAGCUUGCUAAAGUGCUUUAUGAGUGAGGAGUAUCCUUGUUUAACCCCAGUUUAUAAAAGUGCUGUAUAAUAUGAGAAAUCAGCACUUCUAUAAAUUAACUAGGGAACACCACCCCUGGCUGUCAACCGAACAUUCAGGGAGGAUUCCUUUCUACUUCCGUUGGCUCCCCAGAGAUAACAGAAGUGACAGGCACACUCUACUUGAGCAUGCCUGCCUCUCCCUCCCUAACCGACCUCAGACCAGCUGGUCAGCUUCAUCUGUGCACACGCAACCAAUCUUGGUACACGUGUACACGAGCUGGCGCGCGUGUGCACAUGGGGGGCAAGUCAUUGGUCAUUUCCCUUUGAAGAGACUGAAGGUCUCUUCCGGGGAAAAAAAGGGUGUGGGGGAGCUUACAAAAGCUGCAGUCAUAAGAACUGCAGCUUUUGUAAGCUAUUUUAACCUAUACUCCCAAUUAAUGUAUUAUUUUGGGUAUAUCUACUAAACUGUGGGGGGGGGAGGGGAAAAUGGAGUGGGUCCUUUAGUGCUGUGUAAGGUAAAGAGUAUGAGUAAGGUGAGUGAGUGUAAGCAUAGGAAUAUGGUUAGUAUAGCCUUUGCAGGAAUUUUUAAUAGAGCCUAAACAUAUAAGGCAUUUAAAGGGACAGUAUAGUCACUAGAAUCACUACAACUUAAUGUCGUUGUUCUGCUCUCUAUAGCAUAGCCCUGCAGGCCUUUACAUGUAAAUGCAGCCUUUUCAGAGAAAAGGCAAUGUUUACAUUGCUGCCUAGAAACACCUCUAGUGGCAGUCACUCGGACAGCCACUGGAGGUGCUUCCUAUUUCAGUGUCUUCCUACAUUCAGCGCAUCUCUAUAGGGAAAUGCUGAACAUCAAAAUUGAUAAUGUCCGCCGUGGAGGCAGGGCCUGCCACAGCGAGAUUGUCAAUGUAUUGGAGAAAGUUUAAAACCUAUUAAUUCUACUCUGAGGGGGCUUGGACCUAAAUAGUUAGUCCAACACUACAGUGUCUGGAAUACAUGUUUGUGUUCUUAAAACUUUAGUGUUCCUUUAACAAUCUGGACUGAAACGUGAGUCUAUUUUCCUUAAUUGCUUUUAUUGUGUAAAAAGCAUUUUUAACAUUUUAUUCACUUAUAACUUUGUGUUAGGUAUAUUUAUAGGAUAUAAAAAUAAAAACCCUUUCUGUCCUUGAAAAAAACCAUUUAUAAUAACGAGGGUUUGUUUUGGUUCAGAGCUUGGGCAAUUGCCUCAGUCCAUGAGGUUAAAUGUGUGCUUCUAAUCUCUGGCAAUGUAAAUAUUUACACUAUUUUCCAUUCUGUUGUUGAAGUUUGCUUGCUAAAAGGAAACUGUUAUUUAUAUUUUACUGGUUUGUUUCCUUUACCCAAAAUGCAUUUUAUGUUUGACUUUUUGUCUACUUUCACACAUCUCCAUACGUUUCAUGACUUUUAAAUUUACAUUUAAGGGAUUACUCCAAACACCGUGACCAAUUCAGUCAUUUGAAGUAGUUAUGGUUGCCGGAAAGAAUGUGUGUGUGUGUCUAGUUUCAGUAUGAAAAGCUGAACAUACAAAGUUUAGCUAAUCUACUGCCAGUGGUGUAACUUCACCUCAGGCAGCAGCAUUGUGGCAUUAUUCUUGGUGGCUAGUGUUCUGUGAACAUUAUUGAACCUACAUCCUCAACACACAACAUGCUGGCGACAGGCAUCCAAUGAUGGCACGGCCUCUCACACCUUCAUUCCAUCAACGUCCUUCGGUUCAACACUGUUUUAUGGUGGGAUUUACUAAUUUAAUUGCAAACCAUCAAUUGUGCAAGCAUACAGUACUGUCUAUUAAAAUCUUUGCCAUUGUUUAUUUUUCCACUGUAAAAAUACCCUUUAACAUUACUCUGUCCUCUUCUUGCAGGUGAGAAGCCCCACCAGUGUAGCAUUUGUUGGCGGUCCUUUUCUUUACGAGAUUACCUACUCAAGCACAUGGUCACUCACACAGGCGUCCGUGCUUUCCAGUGCUCAAUCUGCUGCAAGAGAUUUACCCAGAAGAGCUCCUUGAAUGUCCAUAUGCGCACCCACAGGCCUGAGCGCUUCCAGUGCUGCUUCUGUAAUAAGUACUUUUCACAUCGCACACUUCUGGAAAGGCAUAUUGCUACUCAUACGGCAUGAGCUACAAUGUUUCAGCCUAAGCAGUAACAGUAAAUAACAUUGAGAGGUUUGCCCUAUUCUUGCUAAACUGGCAUGUUUUCAAGGGAGCAAUGAAAAGUACGAUUGAAAGUGGGCUGCCCGUAUCGCCCUAUUACUCCAGUGUCUUAUGACUUUAAAGUGCAGUAGUAUUGAGUCUUCUAAAUACUUCAUAUCUCCAUUUUUUUUCUUACAGUGUACGCACUUACACAGCAUGUUAAGAUUUCUAUAAGUAGUCUACUGCAAUUAGGAAAAGUGGACUUUCAUCUUUGUAAUAUAUGAGAACAUUGCCUGAUCAUUUUGUGUGAUCUGCUCUGGUUCAUUUCUAACUCAGCAUUUCAUACAAUAAGACUUUGCUAAUCCAAACGUUGAAUCAUUGUUUAUAGUAUGAGACACUUGCUUACAGAAGACUGUAGCAGUUUUUGUAUGCAGAGUAAGAACUGGGAUCCAGCUUUAAAUUCAACAAGGCCGGGGGAAUCUGCAUUCCACUGAAAACAUAUCUUCUAAGCUUUGCUUAGCAGUCUGACUUAACUGCAUCUUUUGCUUGAAGGCCACAAUUGAAAUGUGGUACAUUCUGCAGAGGAGUUUUACUGGAGGACACAAAAGAAGCGUACAUCCAUGGUGUAAUAGACCAGUUAUGUGACUCUGUGACACAUUCACCUACUGGUUAGUUGUUGAGCGACUUUGAAGAAGGUUUAUAAGGCUGUAGUGUUUAUGGUUGGCAUUGGCCGUCCAAAUAAUGCUCUCUGUUAGGAACAUACUACCAACAACUAACCUUUACCUUUAUUCUUUCAAGAAUGAUAUAGUGGGCAUACUCUAUAUUAAAGAUAAUAUAAAAGUCAGUUAAUGAUUGACUGAUCAUGGUCAGUAUUUACCAGAUGGUUCUGUCUAAAGCUAAAAUAAAUUCUGCUCAAUACUACAUUUUAAACUUUAAAAUAAUACUUCCCUCCCUAAAUACCAAAGAAUUUGCCGAAAGUAAUUUGAUUUCUUUUCGAACUGAAACAAUGUCCAGAUGGUGCCUAAAUAAUUUUGAUAGCAAAUAUGUUGCACACCAUUUGAGCGUGUAGGAGAAAUAUCCCAUCAAAUCAUCCCCUAAAACCAAAGAUGACCUUGGUGCAACAGUAUAACAUGUAGUGUUAAUUAAACUGCUGAAAUUAGCUUGUGACAUUGGCCAGAGGUACUGGCCAGUAUAAAUAAUAAAACAAAUAUCAUCACUGACAUCUGCACAUUACUAUGCUGAUCUGUACAUGAAAUUGUACCAUCAAUGAUGCAACAGAAAAUCUUAUCAACUUCGGCCACAGAGUCGACACCAGAUUUGCACAAGUGUUGGACCUCAUUUAUAAAAUGGUAUUUCACUAUGGCCUAAUUUAUAAAGUGGUAUUUCACUAUGGCAUGGUGGCUGGCCUGCUUGAUUGGUGAGAAUCUUUGCUAGCCUCUGGAAGGCUCUGAUUUGUCAGCUGGCACAAAUAUUUCAUAUAGUAGCUGAUACUAUUUGGAAAAUGAUACCAGUAAAUAACUUUUUGUAAUAUUGUGUAAUUAAUAUUACAACUUAAUUAUUGACCUGUGUAAAUAAUGUUAUUUAACCACAGUCUAAAAAAUGUGUUUGUAUUUAUGAAUGUGUGUGUGUGGUUUGCUGGCAACAAUUAAUCUAUACAAUGGCACUACUUAUAUACUGUUUGUCUAUAAUCGUAUCACAUGCUUUUUAAAACUUUUACAGUUGAAUGUAUUUAUACUGAUAAGUUGAAAAUUAGAUUUUAUUAUUAGAGCAUCUUAUUUUUAUUUAAUAUUUUUUUUUUCCUUUUAUGUGAAUCUUUUUUUUUUUCUCUUUCUAUAUCCACACAAAUAUCCUUGUAGCACUCACUCAUUUGAUUUAUUAAGUUGUAUUCUUUCAAGUGGUGCAUCUGCCCAUCUAUGUGGAAAUACUAAAAUACAAUUUGCUCCUUUUGGGGAUAUAUAUAUAUAUAUAAUUUUUUUUUAUUCUGCAGCAAUGUCCUUUGUAAAGGUGGCACCCAGCGAGAGGGGCAAGUCGGUGUACUUAAAUUAAUCUCUUACUCCAUGCCUUGUUGUUUUCUUUUUUUGUCUAGGUCUACAGCUCCUGGUGGCUUUAUCUGCUGCGGGUCACGUGACUAUUUUACUUUCGUGUAAGAGCACAAGACCUGGGUCUGUGGAAGAUCUAUCUAAAUCACUGUCUCUUCCAUAGACAAACUGAUGCAUUUGCAGUGAGAUGCUGUACGGAUUUAUUGUAUAUCACGUGAGAAAAUACCUAUUUCUAAUAGCAAUAUCUAAUAGGAAAUGGCAAAAUGUCGAUCUGCCGUGAUUACGUCAGAAUUUCAGUAAAAUUCUGGCUUUUUUUCUUCUCUCAUAAAGAUCCUACCUUAAUGAAAAAUUCAAAAGUGAACGUGCUAUUUUAAAUAUCUGCAGUGGAAGAAAAAAACACUUAAGGCUUGCUAAUUGAGCUUUGAUAGCUCUGUAUAGACAACAUUUUUUAUUGGUACUAAUUGCUUGUCAGAUAAGUAACGCCAGAAUUUUUAACGAGACACUAUUGCUCUUUACAUGUCCUGAUGAAUGCAUAUUCAGCCUAUUGCACUAAAUUGCAUUCCUGUACAGUAAGUUUGAGAGGAGCAGUAUCGGAGAUUAGUAAUUAGUUACAGCAAGGCAUGUUUGAAACUAGCUUGCUUGUACAAAAAGUACAUACGUUUUUUUGAAGGGUUGGCAGCAAAAUUCAUAAAUAUUCAUAUUGUAUACUACAGUAUCAUAGCAGUCAACCGUGGAAGCAGGUCUUCUCAGAAAGGUGUGUGUUUAGUGUGCAGGUGCACUGACUGUUAGACAGGUAAUAUCUCUGCGCAGAGUGCUCUACAAAGCUUGUAUACAAGUUUCUUUCUAUCACUACCACAAUAGCACAUUUCAAUGAUUUUCAUCACUGAAAAAGCGUAAACUGAACACCUAGGAAUAAUUUGGGCAAGCAAAGUCCUAUGUUAUUUAAAAAAAUAAAUCUGCAAUAGGAGUACCUCCACGUGUCUCUUUAUUGAAGCAGUUUUGGUGUAUAAAUCAUGUCAAGUAGUCUCACUGCUCAAUUCUCUGCCAUUUUAGUGGUAAAUCAAUUUAUUUAUACAGCUCUAGGCACACCUCCUGUAAAGCGAGAUCUAAUGAAUAAACUUCCUUUAUUACACUGUUAAAUUUAGAAUUUAUCUCCUGCUCUGUUAAUAGCCUUCUAGACCCUGCAGGAGCCUGCCGUGUGUGUGUGUUUUUAGACAUCAGUUUACAGAGCAGAAGAUAAAAACUUCUAAAGAAUCUAUACACUAAAACCGUUUCAUUAAGCUAAAGUUGUUUUGGUGACUAUAGUAUGUCAUUCACAUUGCUUCCUGUCUUUUCCACAAUUACCACACUUGCUUUUCCCGGCUAUCUUUUUUCCCUAACCCUUUAAAGAAAUUUUUUUAUUUUUUAUUUAUUUUUUUACAUGUUUUGAAAAAAAUGCUAUCAGACCGUAUAGGAGCAGGGUGUAUUUUGACUGUAAAUUUGCAAGUAAAUGAGGUGAUUUUCAUAAUCCCAUUAUUUAUUUUAAAAAAAUGAAGUAAAUGUAAAAAUUAACAGUAAUUGUCACCUGAAGGAUCAGAAAGUACACCAGUAUUCCAGAAGCUUAUCAAAUAUUCAGAGAGAUUAGCGCACAAUUUACAAAAAGUCUGAAUUUAAUAGUUUAACUCUGUUUAAUCUAUUGUGCGUGUAAUGUAAUUUUUUUCUUCCGCUUUUUAUUUGGUGUUCAAAGUCUUGAUCAUAUUGCACAAUAUAAUUCUGUAAUAGCUAUUACUAACAGAUUUUUCUUUAUUAUUUUUUUUUUUUAAUAAACGUAAUUUUUCUUUUAUUAGACUGAAACUGUGGACCCCAAAUCCCUUCAUUCCUGCCACCAUCCAUAUUUACUCAAAAUAUAACUCCUGAAAUUAUGUAGCAGUUUCUUUGCAUAAUGUUAGUUAUGUGUGUUUGCAUGUAAAAUAGCUAUUUAAAAAGUUGGAAGAGCAAAAACAAAAUAAGCAUUAAUUCUUUUUCUACUUUUUCAGUAGACUCUAGAAGCAGAAUGUCAGUUUUUGUUUAUGCCAUCACCACUACUGAAUUGUUAUUGUAAAGGAUGUAGUGGGCAUAAUGUAUUAAGUGUUGAAGUUGGAUAAAAAAAAAAAUCCUAUUUUUUUUUUUUCAGCUGUGGACUCCAUUAAAAAAUAAAAUAAAAGCAAUUUAUUUUUCCAGCAGGUUGCUUUAAGGAUUUAUCCCAUGUUCUAAUGAGCUCUGGCAAAAAGUGUAGUAUAUGAAAUAGUUGGAAGGGAGAGUUUAGGCACCAUAACUUUAGCUAAAUGUUAUGGUGCCAGGAGGCCCCCAGGGGCUUUCUUACCUUAAGGGUUUAAACUGUUUUCGAACGGUUUAACCCCAAAGUAUCUUCCAGCAGCGAUCUCUGCUCCCCUCCGGUGGCAUCCAGCUUCAUAAAAGUGAAAUUUCAGAAGCCGGAUGCUGCCUGGGGGGGGAGCUGAGAUAGUCGCUGGAGGCAACUUUGGGAUUAAAUCACUCAAUGAUAUAACCACUUGAGGUAAGAGGGCCCCAGGGUCCACCUGACACCAUAACAACUGCAUUUAGAUAAAUAUAUUUUGGUGCCUGGAAUGUUGUUUUAAAGCCAAUAUAAAACCUUUUUUUAUAACAGUGUCUCCUAAAUUAGUAAAAAAAAUCAUUUUUUUCUUUGUUGUAGACUAUUAAGAUGUUGUGUAAAUAAGGUGACAAGUUUACAUUAUGUACAUUUUUUUCCUAGAAUAUCACAAUUUGAAUUUACAGUAUGUAAAUUUUCUUUCAGCUCACUAGUGGGUGUAACUCAAGUGUUGACCUCCGCCAUUAAUAAAGUUAAAAAGCAGCAGAAGCCAAUUAUUCUAAAGUUAGGCAAAGUGGGGAAAAAACGUGCUUAAUGUGAAUAUUUGUAUGAUUUCAAAAUGAAGUGAUAGGAGAUUAUACAUAGAUAAAAUUGCAUACAUCCAUAGUACACAGGAUAAUAAUCUUUAAAAACUAAAUGAAAGCCCUUCACAGAUGAAUAGUUUAGCUUUUCUUCCAUGAAUAACAUUAUAACAAAGUACCUUGAUGUGAAGGGCCUUAAUGUUUUACACCAGAUUCAUCAGAUAAAUUGCAAAGUCUGUUCCAAGCAGAGUUAAACGUUAUAAGUUUAAUCUUCUGUGAAAAUAGAUUGUCUGAGAGUUCUUAAUUUUUGUAGGAUUGGAAACUUUUUAAUAAAAUGUAAUGCUUUAUGUAGAUUUUAAAUAAUUUCUACAUAAUACAUUCAUAGCUUGAAAACUAGACACAUUGGAAAAACUAAUCCACCUUAUAUAGGCAGAAUUAGAUCACUUCUAUUAUGUAAAAAAAUUUAGAAUUUUUUGUUUCCACUAGCUCUAAUGGGGUUAGGAGUUAUGUUUAUAUAAGCCAGAACAGAACAAAGCCAAAAAUGUAUCUUAUACAUUAAAACCCUAAUAGUUGUUUCAUGAGCCAUAAAGUUAUUUGUCUGUAGACCUUAAAUUACACAAAAUGUAAGGCAGCAGCUGUUUAAAUUAUGGGAGCCAUGGCUAAUGUAUGGUAAUAAACUAGCACUGUAUCCGUCGUAAGUAGGCGCAGAUACACAAAUUAAUCUUUAGGUUAUGUCAGCAGAUUUGUUAGCAAAAAUAUAGAUCAAUAAUUACUAACCUUUGGCAUUCCAUUGGCUGUGGACUCAAAUUCCCACGAUACUCGGCCAAAAAAGUGAUUUCCUGAAAAUCAUCAGUGUAGUCUACACUAGGCGGCUAUACCAAAGGUUACCUACCACCACUAUAGAUCAAGGGAUUUUUUGCUUGAACCAUUACUUCAUAUUUAAGGAGUCCAACAGUAUUCACUGUGAUAAUGUCACGUUGAGGACUGAGUCAGCUCAUUUCCUCUAACACUAUACAUUUGCUUACAAUUCUGUAUAUGUAUGCUCUAAAUUCGCACUAUUCCAAAGUCCUAGUAUGGAUUUUACCUGGCUGUAAUAGGCUUGCAUCAAAGGGCGUGCAUGCUAGGUAGGACUCGAUUUUUAUUUUUUGUUCAGUGUGUUUUCUUAUUCUUUAUGUUCACAAAAUAUCAAUGUAACCAGUUGUCUAAUAAACAUAUUUGUUUUUCUAAGGAAUUUUAUUAUCUUUGUGUUAUUUUAUUGCAGAUUACUCUUAUAAAGAAAACUAUGAAUGCCCUUUUAAUGUGUGGUAGGGUGUCGCUUCCUAGAUAAGUGUUACUGGUAUGUUCUAGCUAAACGUCUUG